GGACUUAUUUAAAAGCGUACAAUUUGCCGAAUGGAUCGUACUUACACGACGGUGUUUGUAGGUUUUAUGAUUCAUAACUGAUUCACUGAAGAAACAUUUUUAUGAAGAUAAAAAACAUACCCUGCCAUAGUCAGGAUGGUUUUCUGUUUUUUCCAACAAACUUUAAUCUCUCAUUUUCACCAAAAUCUAACUUUUAGAUUGUUUCAUGCUGAAAAGUUAAGGGGUUUGGUGAAAAAUGUUUUGAACUUUAGUCAGAGAAGGUCAUGCUUUCAAUUGAAGUCUCAGUCCUGGGAAUACAGGAUAGUACCUGUAUUCACCAGGGCCAAAGGUUUUGGCAAUAAGAUUGCUGUUGUUGACUCUACUGGAAGACACACAUAUCAAGAGCUGUAUAGGUGCAGUGUGGAGCUGGCCAAGAAGAUCCUUAAACUGCUGCCUUGCAUGAAUGGGGAUUUGCAAGGAAAGCGCAUUUCCUUUUUAUGCCCAAAUGAUGCUUCUUAUGUGGUGGCUCAGUGGGCCUGUUGGAUGUGUGGUGGAAUAGCUGUGCCUCUAUAUAAAAAACACCCAGUCACUGAACUUCAGUAUAUCAUUGAGGAUUCACAGAGCUCACUUAUUAUUGAGGGAGGGUCGUGCUCUGGACUUCUAGAACCUCUUGCUGGAAAAUUGGGUCUGCCUUUCCUAAGUGUCCCUCAGACAUCCUUCCAUAGUUUCAAAGAAGAUACUGACACUGGGCAUAAAGAUUCAUCUGUUGCUGAUUGGAAAGGGAAACCUGCUAUGAUUAUUUAUACAAGUGGGACAACGGGCAGACCAAAAGGUGUACUGACUACACAUCAAAACAUCCAGGCAAUGGUUGAGUGCUUGGUAAAUGAAUGGGGGUGGACCAGUGAAGAUGUGAUUCUCCAUACCCUUCCUUUGCAUCAUGUCCAUGGAGUUGUAAAUGCAUUGCUGUGUCCACUGUGGAUUGGUGCCACAUGCAUCAUGUUGCCAGAAUUUCAGCCUGCCAAGGUGUGGGAACACCUCAUAAGCUGUGGCUCCUCAGAAGUACCUAGAGUCAAUGUAUUUAUGGCUGUGCCCACAAUCUAUGCAAAGCUAACUGAAUACUAUGAUUGCCACUUUAAACAGCCUCAUGUACAGGACUUUGUGCGAGCAGUCUGCAAAGAGAAAAUCAGGCUUAUGGUCUCAGGUUCAGCUGCUUUGCCUGUGCCUGUCCUGGAGAGAUGGGCUCAAAUCACUGGUCAUGUAUUGCUGGAAAGAUAUGGUAUGACAGAGAUAGGUAUGGCUCUAUCAAAUCCGCUGCACGGAAUGCGACUGCCAGGCUCAGUAGGCACUCCCUUGCCAGGAGUGGAGGUACGUAUUACAGUGGAAAAUAUGAAGAAAGAAACUUCCUCCUAUACUAUAAUUGCUGAGGGUAACUGCAGAGGGACCAAGGUAACUGCAGGUUUAAAUGAAAAGGAAGGAGAGCUACAGGUUAAAGGUCCUUCCAUAUUCAAGGAAUAUUGGAACAAACCACAGGAAACUAAAAAUUCCUUCACCACAGAUGGGUGGUUUAAAACAGGAGACACAGCUGUAUACAAAGAUGGAGUCUACUGGAUUAUGGGGCGAACUUCAGUGGACAUCAUAAAGAGUGGUGGUUACAAAAUCAGUGCACUGGAAGUGGAACGUCACUUAAUAACACACCCUGAUAUUGCAGAUGUAGCAGUUAUUGGUGCACCAGAUGCAACUUGGGGACAGCGAGUAACCGCUGUGGUGGAGCUUAGACCAGAACGUAGCUUGUCUUUGCUGGAUUUGAAAGCAUGGGCCAGAGAGCGAAUGACAUCAUACAUCAUCCCUACUGAGUUGAUUCUUGUGGAAGAAAUGCCUAGAAACCAAAUGGGAAAAGUUAACAAAAAGAAACUGCUCAAGAACUUCUACCCUGGUUAGAAAACACUUCAUGUAACUGAUUAUGUGUAAGUCCUGAUGAGAAUGAAAAGAAGUUUGUACAUCCAUUGUUUGGAGAAGACAAUUUUCAGUCAAAUAAAAAUCCUGACACAGCACUCCAGUAAAUGGAAAUCAGAAUAAAACCUUAACUAGUUUAAAAAAAUAAAAUAAGAAAUUUUAGUUUAGGAUAACUGAGCCCACUUUGACUUGAAUGCCAAAACAGAAUAUUUAUCAAAGGAGGUAAUUAGAGGUAAUUAAGAGACAUUGUUUUAUUUAACAACAUAAUGCAAGGUUUCAUUUAGACAGAGAUCUGAUCCCAUUUUAAUUUUUGUUGUGAACAGUUGUCUGUCUGUCUU
This is a messenger RNA of Polypterus senegalus (gray bichir), 2270 nucleotides long. RefSeq names its product acyl-CoA synthetase family member 3 (gene acsf3). The transcript has 10 exons. NCBI's taxonomy places the organism in Eukaryota, Metazoa, Chordata, Cladistia, Polypteriformes, Polypteridae. Gene Ontology annotation, molecular function: medium-chain fatty acid-CoA ligase activity. The record is from RefSeq and is a predicted model, not a curated record. The coding region runs from base 136 to 1917 and encodes 593 amino acids. Gene Ontology annotation, biological process: fatty acid metabolic process.